AUGGGAAAUUCACAGAAAUCAGCGCUCCCCAAAGAAACCCUGGAGGACCUGAAAGAGAACACAAGGUUCACUGAAGCCGAGAUCUUGCAGUGGUACGAGAACUUUCAGAAGCAGUGUCCCUCUGGUCGGAUCACGCUAAGUCAGUUUGUAGAGAUCUACGUUCGGUUCUUCCCUGACAGUGAUGCUAAAUCUUAUGCCCAGCACGUUUUCCGCUCCUUUGACACGAAUGACGAUGGGACGUUAGACUUUAAAGAGUACAUUGUUGCUCUUCACAUGACCUCUACGGGAAAGACGACCUUGAAACUUGAGUGGGCCUUCACGUUGUUCGAUGUGGACAAGAGUGGCUACGUCUCAAAAGCUGAAGUGGCUCAACUAUCUGAGGCCAUUUUCAAACUCGUACCCAAAGAAAAGCACGCAGAACUGCCCAGUGACGAAAACACAGCAGAGAAGAGAGCUGAAAAACUCUGGACUAUCUUUGGCAAAAAGGACAAUGAACGACUUGCAGAGGGUGAGUUCAUCCAGGCCGUAUCUUCAAGCGAAGUAGCGAUACGGCUAAUUCAGUAUGAACGUAAAUGA
Molecule: messenger RNA, 576 nt
Organism: Paramisgurnus dabryanus
Lineage: Eukaryota; Metazoa; Chordata; Actinopteri; Cypriniformes; Cobitidae
Gene: rcvrn3
Product: recoverin 3
Molecular function (GO): calcium ion binding
Source: RefSeq, a predicted model, not a curated record